Spizellomyces punctatus DAOM BR117 is the source of this 2186-nucleotide messenger RNA. Its product is annotated as CDP-diacylglycerol--glycerol-3-phosphate 3-phosphatidyltransferase. The coding region runs from base 142 to 1824 and encodes 560 amino acids. The transcript is spliced from 7 exons. NCBI's taxonomy places the organism in Eukaryota, Fungi, Chytridiomycota, Chytridiomycetes, Spizellomycetales, Spizellomycetaceae. Gene Ontology annotation, molecular function: CDP-diacylglycerol-glycerol-3-phosphate 3-phosphatidyltransferase activity. The record is from RefSeq and is a predicted model, not a curated record. Gene Ontology annotation, cellular component: mitochondrion. Gene Ontology annotation, biological process: cardiolipin biosynthetic process.
CUCUCGGUCGUCAUUUCAUCCCUCCACACACCAACUAGCGAUUUCCGAUGGAUCAGACCUGCUGUGCCAUCGAGAUAUGACUCAUUCAAGUCAUUGACAAUCCACCACCUCCAACCUCAAGAACAAAAGAUCAUUGCGACGAUGACGGUACUGGUACCGUUACGUACCGUCCUUUCUGCACCUCGCCAACGUCUCAAGUUUCCAAUGCAGAAUGCGACCUUUCCAUUCUUUCCCCGUUUUCCACACGUAACAUGCGAUAAUGUCAUUCGACACAUUGGCGGUAGCAGAUCUCCACGCCUUGUGCAGCAUCACCAUAUGAAGUUUGUCCAUUCAUGCACUGCAUCACGACAAAAACUCCGCCCUGGCACAAUCUCCCCUUCAGCACCCCUUCAGCGAUUGGCGUGGUUUUCACCCAUCUACGAAAUUACACCCGUUUUCCCGUGCAACCCGGGCAAUGUCACUAUCUUGGAUGAGCCGCAAGACUUUUAUGGAGCGAUUGAGCGCGGAAUAUCGACCGCCAAGCGACGUAUUGUGCUAGCCUCUUUGUAUCUUGGCGCCGGUGAAGGUCGUGUGAGGGACGCUCUUAAAACAGCGUUGACUAAAAAUAAAGACUUAGAAGUACACAUUCUCCUCGACUACUUCCGGGGUACACGUGGACCAAAAGAUAGUAGCGUAUCGUUACUGUCGCCUUUAGUUCAAGCAUAUCCAGAGCGGGUGAAGAUAUCAUUAUAUCAUACACCCGCAGUUGGAUCGCUUUUGAAGCGCUUGGUUCCACCAAGAUUCAUCGAAGGCUUUGGCUUGCAACAUAUGAAGAUAUAUAUAUUUGAUGAUGACGUGCUACUGAGCGGGGCCAAUCUCAAUACCGAUUAUUUUGUGGAUCGUCAGGAUCGCUAUGUCCUAUUUCGAAGUACCGCGUCCAUAAGCGACUUUUAUGCAGACUUGGUCCGAACAGUCAGCCGCUUCUCGUAUUCCCUCGUUCCGGGAAAAGUGACCACUGCGACAUCCAUUGCAGUGAAUCUUCUUCCUCCACCAGCAUCCUUAACUGGAGGAAGGGUAGACCGUCCCAAAUUGAAACGAGUAGCAUCAUCAGAUAUGCACUCUUUCUGCAAAAGAUGGCAUGAGAAGACUAGCGAAUUGAGGGAACAGCUGGUUGAGCGGCGGGCGACAACCGACACAAUCGUAAUGCCGAUGAUUCAAAUGGGACAGCUUGGGGUUCAUCAGGAAGAAUCUGUACUCGACCGGCUUUUGAAAAUCAUGGACUGCCAGAAACUUACAGAAAAAGAAGGCCGUUGGACAGUGCACUUGAGCUCUGGCUAUUUAAACUUUCCCGAAACUCUACUACGCCCGAUAUUAGGAUCCUCAGCUCUCUAUCGUAUAUUGACAGCAUCCCCAGAGGCAAACGGGUUUUUUGGUUCGAAGGGAGUCUCUCGAUAUCUACCAGCGGCAUACACGUACCUAGAAACAAAACUCUUAGAACGGGCACAGCGGUUGGGGAGGGGUGAGAGUUUGAUUGUGCAUGAGUGGAAGAGGAAAGGUUGGACCUUUCACGCUAAAGGACUUUGGUGCACGCCUCCUGGCGAGUCCUCACCGUUGGUGACAGUUAUUGGCUCGUCAAAUUUUGGAUACCGAUCAUUAUUCCGAGAUGUGGAAGCACAAGCUGUGAUAGCUACAGUUAAUGAAGAUCUUAGACGACGAUUGCAGCUGAACAUCGAUCACCUUUAUGCACAUUCACGACCUGUGAAACAAGAUGAACUUACUCACGGUGACAGAAGAGUGCCGCUCGGAGUCGUCGUAGCCACGCGCAUGAUUCGGACCAUGCUAUAAUUUAAGACUUUCUCCGAUAAUACUCAACGCGCCCUUGUUUCUAUACAUUAUAUACAGGCGUUACCUCCGUAGCAUUGGCAGUCAUUAGUACAUCGACGGAACUGCGCUACCUAGGUUCAACCAGCCGCUUGAUAUUUCUUUAGAUUUUGCAGGUCAUUCAAAGUGCUAUGGAUUGUAUUGUCGUCCAACGUUUCUCGAUUCAGACUUUCAAGAUAGCAACAUUACUUUUUCGUGAUCGUACUUUCACUCAGCGAAGAACAGACAUUACCUUGGGAUAAGCGACCUUGCUUCCUCCACUGACUCUAUCCCGAGAUUCCCCAUAAGCCCAAUUUCGAAUGGUUCGUAUUGUGAACUAUCUAUUG